UCAUUACAUAGACCAGCUAUUACACAGUGGUUAUGAAUUGAAAGGGGAGGGGCAGUUGGAUUACGGUUCGUUUGAACAUUGUUGAGGCAGCUCAUUCUGCAGAGGGAAUGCGAGCUGAGAGAAGAGCGAAGCGAGGGGUGAAGCAAAUGCUGACGGGGGCCAUUGUUCGCGUCUCGCUAGGAACAAAGGGUUUGGCCCACCGCUAGCUUGAUUCAUGUAGACUUUUCAACACGUGGGUUUCUAUAAAAACGAUACUUGACAAGAGUAAAAAUAGAAACUCAGGGAAACUAUUUUACUUUUAGUUAGUUCUUUUUUGUUUCGAAGAGGAAGACUGAAAUAACGACUGUGGUUAAGGUGCUCCAAAUUGGGACAGCUAGCACCCGCGCUAGCCUGAACACCGAGCGGCGGUGGUGGAAAAACCAUUCCGAGCAGGUGGAUACCUCUAGGAGAUUAAAAACAACUGGCCCCUGGGCUGACUGAAUUGUAUAUUGGAGUGGAAGGAGGACAAGCAGCUCGGGACUGUGCUGUUCGUCUAAAUCGUUCAAGCUGUACUCCCCCAAGGAGCCCGGCCCUAACGGCAGUGCCUUCCCCCCUUUCCACCCCGGCACCAUGCUGGACAGAGACGUUGGGCCAACACCAAUGUUUCCUCCGUCUUAUCUAGAGCCCGGCAUGGGGAGACCCACACCAUAUGGCAACCAGACAGACUACAGGAUAUUUGAGCUCAACAAGCGGCUUCAGAACUGGACAGAGGACUGUGAUAAUCUCUGGUGGGAUGCCUUCACCACAGAGUUCUUUGAGGAUGAUGCCAUGCUCACCAUCACCUUCUGCCUGGAAGAUGGGCCCAAACGAUAUACAAUCGGCCGGACAUUGAUCCCCCGUUACUUCCGGAGCAUCUUCGAAGGGGGCGCCACUGAGCUGUUCUAUACAUUGAAACACCCCAAAGAGUCCUUUCACAGUAAUUUUGUGUCCCUAGACUGUGACCAGUGCACCAUGGUCACACAGAAUGGCAAGCCCAUGUUCACGCAGGUGUGUGUAGAGGGGCGUCUGUACCUGGAGUUCAUGUUUGAUGACAUGAUGAGGAUCAAGACAUGGCACUUCAGCAUCCGGCAGCACCGUGAGGUCCUGCCCCGCAGUAUACUGGCAAUGCACGUGCAGGAUCCCCAGAUGCUGGAGCAGCUGGCUAAAAACAUUACACGCUGCGGACUAUCCAAUUCCACGCUCAACUAUCUCCGGUUGUGUGUCAUCUUGGAGCCCAUGCAGGAGCUGAUGUCCAGACACAAGACUUACAGUCUGAGUCCCAGAGACUGUCUCAAGACAUGUCUCUUCCAAAAGUGGCAACGCAUGGUGGCCCCACCAGUUUUUCUUAAUUUUCCCCCCCUCCAAGCUGAGCCAGCCAGACAAGCACCCAACAAACGGAGGAAAAGGAAGAUGUCUGGAGGCAGCAACAUGAGUGCUGGAGGAGGGAACAACAAUAACAACAGCAAGAAGAAGAGUCCUGCUAACAACUUCCCCCUCUCCACACAGGUACCUGACGUGAUGAUGGUGGGUGAGCCCACCCUGAUGGGAGGGGAGUUUGGAGACGAGGAUGAGCGUCUGAUCACGCGGCUGGAGAACGGCCAGUUCGACACGGUCAACGGCGGGGGGGGGCUGGAGGACGAGGACAGUUUCGGCAGCUCCCCCGCCCUAGGGGGCGCGCACUCCCCCUGGAACAACAAGAACCCUAACAGCCAAGAUAGCAAGAACAACGACUCCCAGUCCUCACAGUAGAGCCUAAACCCUAACUCACCACCCAGAUACGCUACUUCUCUACUUUCAGAUUGAAUCCCACUUAUUCUCUCUCUCUGUCGCAAAUGCUCAGUGGUGCUGAACGUCGGCCCUCCUCUCCUGGCUCCCCUUGCUCUUCCACGCUAGUCAUGACUCGGCUCUGUUUAGUUUAUGCGUGUUCUUUCAGUGUUUUGAGUCAGUGUUUUCGGCCUCCCGUGGUCAGUGCCAGCUGUGGUGGCCAUUUUGCUGGCGGCCAAUAUUGGCGGGUUCUUGUUCCAACCUCGGGUCUCUGGGUGUGUUACCUUGACAACAUGCCCGUUUCUGUUAUGCUCACCUCACAGGGAAGGAAUUAUCUAGCGUUAUUUAUGAUCUCUUAGACUUUAGCAGAGUUUAAAAAAUAAAGUAUUGUGUGCACUUCGGCAUAAGUCCAACGUUCAGUUUUUAAAAACUAAAUUAUUUGUUUUGUAGGACCUGGUUGGAACAAAAACCUGUACACUGCCGGAGCUUGAGGACCGGAGUUGAGAACCACUACGCUAAACCUAAAACAAACACACCAGAUACACACAACACACACACGCACACAAUGAGGUACUGAAGAGAGCUCCUCCCCCCCCCCUGGACCAGAGCGCCAGGCCAUACAGAAGUGGGUUUUGAUUUUUCUAUGUUUUUAAUUUGAUUUCAAUUUUUUUUAUUUUUAUAUCAAUUUCUAAUAAUGAAACAGUCAAACAAAAAACACCCCAGAAUAUUCUUUGCACUGUUUUCCAAUGUAAUUUUAAUCUAUUUUUCCUAUGAAUUGUUGGCGUAUUUUGUUUAUUAUGGCUUCUAUAAAGAAAUUGUAAAGCAUUAGAAACCUGUGACAGGAGAAGAGAGAGUACGGUAUAUAACUGUAUAAAUAUAACUGUUAGAUCAUUUGUAUAAUUGUUAUUAUGAUUACUACUUCUGUGUAAUAUUGUAUUGUCUAUGGCUGAUAGUAUCAGACAUGGUUAUGACGUUAAAAACAAAACCCAGCAAUUCUGAAGUGAAAAGCCACCUCUUAAAUGUCCAAAGCUGUGCCCUUAAUGGAAUCCUAUUCCCUGUGUAAUGAACUACUUUUGACAAAGACCGACAGGGCAAUAAUGUAAAGUACACUACAUGGAUAUGGUAACACUUGGAAAGCAUCCUAUUCAUGUGCUCAGUACCUCACAUCCACACUUCAGACAGUGCAGACAAUAUUAGUUUUUCUCAGAUUUCCUACUCAAAAAAUUGGAAGAAAAUUUUGACACCUCAUUGUAAGAUAUAUUAAAACAUUUUGUAUUGUGUUUCCCAAUAACUUGUAAUCACAAUUUUUUGAAAGCUACAGACCAAGAAGCUACUUUGCAAGACCCUUUUUAAUAUUUGUCCCCGGAAAUGCUAUUUGUUAGUAUUAAGAAUACUUUUAUGUGGGCUUUUCUCCCUCAUGUUUUCUUUUGUCUUCGUGCUUGUAUAUUUAAGGUAGUUUCUGUAUAAUUGUUAAUCAAUGUAUUUUUCCUUAAAUCAACACCCUAAAGUAUAUUUCAUGUAAAGUAACAAUCUCAUUUUGGAACUAUUUAGAAAACAUAUUCAAGAUCUUGACUAUGAAUUUGGUUUCAACAUACAACGUAUUUAUUUUUUAUGUUGAUGUCAAUGAGUUCACAAGUUUCUGUACAAUAUGUCUUUUCCCCAAAUCGGUUUGUAGAGCUCGGUGGGCCGCUCUGUCAUCUCAACUACUAUUUUGCUUGUCAGUAGCUCACCCCAGUGUCUCUGGUUUAAAAUGUAGAUUUAAACACAAAUAAGGACGUUCAUUUCACAUGGUGUAGCAUACUGUUCCUAUAGUAAAUCCACAUGUUUCAGUUAAUUCAUUUGUGUUGAAUGUUUUGGUUUCUAUGUACAUGCAUUGGUGUAGAUACUUAGUUUACCCCCAGGGGUCUCCUGAGCUUUGUGACAAGUUGACCAGCCUGUAACAAGUCCAUGCAAUCAAUCCUCACACUCUUUCACAAAUGGUCUAUAAAUCUACUCUGACAUCAGUAGACUAACUUUUAAUAUUUUCAAUAUCCAAUCAUGUUCUCUUCAAAUGCCCUGUUUUCUCUGUUCUGGUCCAGCACUUCAGCAGACUGACUUUGAACAGGAACUGAGGGCACAACACAAAUCACACUGUUUUCCCUAAAUAGGACACUACCAUCUAUGGCAUUGGUCAGAAGGAAGUGCACUGUAUACGGAGCGGGGUGUGAUUUGAGUGGUGUGAAGUACCCCUAACUGCCCCCGAUAGCACCUCUUUUCAUAGGGGUGUUUUGAUAAACAGUAUAUAUUAUAUUUUGCCUAGUUUCUGCCAUUGAGGAUCUAUGUUAUGGUAUCAAUAAAGAUGAAUUUUCACUUAAA
Molecule: messenger RNA, 4137 nt
Organism: Esox lucius (northern pike)
Lineage: Eukaryota; Metazoa; Chordata; Actinopteri; Esociformes; Esocidae
Gene: ldb1a
Product: LIM domain binding 1a
Exons: 12
Coding region: 610-1767 (385 amino acids)
Biological process (GO): negative regulation of transcription by RNA polymerase II; positive regulation of transcription by RNA polymerase II; nervous system development
Cellular component (GO): transcription regulator complex; nucleus
Molecular function (GO): LIM domain binding
Source: RefSeq, a predicted model, not a curated record